AUGGCCGAUAUCGAUGUCAAGGUUGCUUCAUGGAAGCUCGUUGAGGUUGGACGUGUGGUGCUGAUCCGCCGCGGUCCCUUCACCGGCAAGCUCGCCGCCAUUGUCGAGAUUGUCGACCACAGACGUGUUCUCGUUGACGGUCCCUCCACCGAGGAGAACAAGACUGUCCCCCGUCACGUCCUUCCUCUCGCCCACGCUACCCUCACCCACUUCGUUAUCCCCAAGCUUCCCCGUGCCGCCGGUACUGGACCCGUCCGCAAGCUCUGGGAGAAGAACGAGAUCGAUGGCAAGUGGGCCAAGAGCAACUACGCCCAGAAGACUCUCCAGAACGAGCGGAGGAAGAACCUCAACGACUUCGAGCGCUUCAAGGUCCUGAGACUCAGGAAGCAGGCUCGCUUCGAGGUCCAGAAGGCUCACGCCAAGGUCAGGGCGGCUGCAUAG
This is a messenger RNA of Aspergillus wentii DTO 134E9, 441 nucleotides long. RefSeq names its product 60S ribosomal protein eL14. Gene Ontology annotation, biological process: ribosomal large subunit biogenesis; translation. Gene Ontology annotation, cellular component: cytosolic large ribosomal subunit; ribosome. Bases 1 to 441 code for a protein of 146 amino acids. The record is from RefSeq and is a predicted model, not a curated record. Lineage: Eukaryota; Fungi; Ascomycota; Eurotiomycetes; Eurotiales; Aspergillaceae. The transcript is spliced from 3 exons. Gene Ontology annotation, molecular function: RNA binding; structural constituent of ribosome.